Messenger RNA from Caenorhabditis bovis, 1821 nucleotides. The record is from the annotation of a GenBank genome assembly. Lineage: Eukaryota; Metazoa; Nematoda; Chromadorea; Rhabditida; Rhabditidae.
AUGGUGGUCGUUAUCGAUUCGCGCGCCGAUUUGGCGCAAGAGAAAAUCAUUUUGGCGAAAUUGAGAAAAUACCAUUUCUCAGUUCUAUUCCUCAGUAUCGCAUGUGUGGCUCUUCUAAUAUGGGCUCUUGUCGCAACAACUCUGCACAUUCUCAAACCGGUCCCUGAGCAUAUUGUCGUCGAGCCGAAAACGAAAUCCGCGGUUUUUAAAGCAACUGCAGCUGUCAGUGACACCGUAUUAUGCGCCGAAAUCGCAAGAGAUGUCAUAAUGCAAGGCGGGAAUGCUGUUGAUGCCGCAAUUGCAGCCACAUUCUGCACCGGCGUCACACUGCCGUACGCGACCGGACUCGGCGGCGGAGGGUUCAUGGUUAUUUACAUGAAAGAAACCAAAAAGUGUAUAUUUUUGAAUUCGCGCGAGACUGCUCCGCAUCGCGCGAAAAAGGAUAUGUUCGAAUAUGAUCAAGAAGCGGCUCAGUUCGGAUACACUUCUAUUGGGGUUCCUGGAGAAUUGCACGGUCUGUGGACCGCUUAUAAACUUUAUGGAUCCAAGGUGGUGUCUUGGAGCGAUUUGGUAAUGCCGUCGGCGCGAUUGGCGAAAGCGUUUCCAAACACGUUGGCAAUUUAUAAUUAUUUGGAUCGGAUUGAAAAGUACGCGGAUCGCGAGGAGAUUCAGCCGCUCAAGAAUUUAUACUACGACAAAUAUACGGAUUCCUAUUUCAAUGAUGGCGACAUUUUGACAAAUUUGGAAUUGGCGAAGACGUUGGAAAUGAUCGCACAAUCGGCGGAUCCGAUUCAAUUAUUCUACAAUGGGACGAUUGCCGAAGGAAUCGUCGAAGAAAUGCAACUGAAUGGCGGAAUCAUUACCCUAAAGGAUCUUCAGAAUUACAGAACCGAUAUAUCUGAAGCGUUGUAUUCUGAAAUUGAUGGCUAUAGAAUGUGCGGACCACCACCGCCAUCAUCCUGGGUCAUCACACAAAUGAUCCCAAGAAUCCUUGAAGAGCAAUACAGCAAUAAAGAAUAUUUCCAAAACACUGAAUUCUAUCACAAAUUGGUGGAAGCUGAGAAGCUUGCGUACGGUCUGCGAGGAAUGUUGGGCGAUGCUCGGCAUAAUGAGAGAAUGAUGAAUUUGGCAAUUAAUAUGACGUCCAAAAGCUUCAUUCAAUCAAUUAGUUUAAGAGUGCCGAAAGAAGCCGAAGAAUUGGAAUAUUAUAUGCAAGCGGCCCCGGGUGUUAAUGAUGCGGGCACUUCUCACACCAGUAUUAUCGAUGAUGAUGGAAACGCUGUUGCGAUCACCUCGACACUCAACAUGGCAUUCGGCUCGAAAAUGUUGUCCAAAUUCGGUUUCGUCUACAACAAUCAAAUGGACGAUUUCUCAACGCCAGGUCUCACAAAUCAUUGGGGAUUCGAGCCAUCGCCAGCCAAUUAUAUUCGGCCAGGAAGAAGGCCGAUGAGCAGUAUGAGUCCGACAAUCAUCUUCCAUCCGGGAAACGGCCAAGUCCGAAUGGUGACUGGAGCCACCGGCGGCUCGAAAAUCAUCUCAGCGACGGCGCAGACAAUCACAAGGGCGAUGUUGUUCAAUGAAAACGCCGCCAAAAUCGUUGAAGCUCCCCGAAUCCACAACCAGCUUACUCCAUUUGAGACGCACGUCGAAGUUGGAUUCUCAAAGAGAAUCGCCGAUAAACUUGAAGACAAAUAUGAUCAAGAAAUCAAAGAAGUCGCCGAGGCAUUGGCAAUUGUCUAUCCGAUAACACACGACGAUUCGAAAUACACAGCGGCGGCAGAUUAUCGAAGAAAAACGAACAAUUCGCCAGCUGGAUACUGA